Messenger RNA from Sardina pilchardus (European sardine), 7941 nucleotides. RefSeq names its product spectrin alpha, non-erythrocytic 1 (gene sptan1). Gene Ontology annotation, biological process: actin cytoskeleton organization. Gene Ontology annotation, cellular component: cell junction; cortical actin cytoskeleton; cell projection. Bases 160 to 7602 code for a protein of 2480 amino acids. The record is from RefSeq and is a predicted model, not a curated record. The transcript has 56 exons. Lineage: Eukaryota; Metazoa; Chordata; Actinopteri; Clupeiformes; Clupeidae. Gene Ontology annotation, molecular function: calcium ion binding; actin filament binding.
GUCAAACGCUCGGUGUGUUGCUGCGGCGUAUGAUGUCACUCCCUCGCGAAAAGAGUAUUAUAUUGCUCCGCCGCCACCACCAGCUAUUUCAUUCGGGGAGGUUGCCACCCGUUUCGUUCCAGUCCUAGUAAGCAGAGAAACUACACUGAAGAGCAGAAGAUGGAUGCCAGUGGGGUGAAAGUCCUGGAGACGGCCGAUGACAUCCAGGAGCGCCGGCAGCAGGUCCUGGACCGGUACCGGCGCUUCAAGGAGCUGUCGACCGUGCGCCGGCAGAAGCUGGAGGACUCGUACCGCUUCCAGUUCUUCCGCCGGGACGCCGACGAGCUGGAGAAAUGGAUCCUCGAGAAGCUGCAGAUCGCUUCCGAUGAAAACUACAAGGACCCCAGUAACCUGCAGGGAAAGCUCCAGAAACACCAGGCUUUCGAGGCAGAGGUGCAGGCCAACUCUGGGGCCAUCAUCAAACUGGACGAGACGGGCAACGUCAUGAUCUCUGAGGGCCACUUCGCAUCCGAAACCAUCCGGACGCGUCUGGAGGAGCUGCACCACCUGUGGGACCAGCUGCUGCAGAAGACCAAGGAGAAGGGUGUGCGUCUGCUGCAGGCCCAGAAGCUGGUGCAGUACCUGCGCGAGUGUGAGGACGCCCUCGACUGGAUCAGUGACAAGGAAGCCAUCGUCACCUCCGAGGAGCUGGGCCAGGAUCUGGAGCACGUCCAGGUGCUGCAGAAGAAGUUCGAGGAGUUCCAGACCGACCUGGCAGCGCACGAGGAGCGCGUGAACGACGUCAACCAGACGGCGGGCAAGCUGACCCAGGACUCCCACCCCGAGACCGAGCUGAUCCUGCGCAAGCAGGAGGAGGUCAACAACGCAUGGCAGCGGCUCAAGGGCCUGGCCCAGCAGAGGCAGGGCAAGCUGUUCGGUGCCGCCGAGGUGCAGCGCUUCAACAGGGACGUGGACGAGACCAUCAGCUGGAUCAAGGAGAAGGAGCAGCUGAUGGCGUCGGACGAUUUCGGGCGAGACCUGGCCAGCGUUCAGGCACUGCUGCGCAAACACGAGGGCCUGGAGAGAGACCUGGCGGCCCUGGAGGACAAGGUGAACACUCUUGGCGGCGAGGCCGAGCGCCUGCAGCAGACGCACCCCCAGAACGCCUCGCAGAUCCACCUGAAGCGCGACGAGCUCAUCACCAACUGGGAGCAGAUCCGCACGCUGGCCGCUGAGCGCCACGCCCGCCUCAACGACUCCUACAGACUGCAGCGCUUCACUGCUGACUUCCGUGACCUGACCAGCUGGGUGACUGAGAUGAAGGCCCUGAUCAACGCUGACGAGCUGGCCAACGACGUGGCCGGAGCUGAGGCGCUGCUUGACCGCCACCAGGAGCACAAGGGAGAGAUCGAUGCUCAUGAAGACAGCUUCAAGGCCACCGAUGAAGCUGGCCAGGCUUUGCUUAACACCGGACACUAUGCCUCAGAGGAAGUCAAGGAGAAGCUGGGCAUCCUGUCUGAGGAGAAGGAGUCUCUGCUGGAGCUGUGGGAGCUGCGUAGGCAGCAGUAUGAGCAGUGCAUGGACCUGCAGCUCUUCUACAGGGACACCGAGCAGGUCGACAACUGGAUGAGCAAACAGGAGGCCUUCCUGUUGAAUGAGGACCUGGGCGACUCCCUGGACAGUGUGGAGGCUCUGCUGAAGAAGCACGAGGACUUUGAGAAGUCCCUCAGCGCCCAGGAGGAGAAGAUCACCGCCCUCGAUGAGUUCGCCACCAAGCUGAUCCAGAACAACCAUUACGCCAAGGAGGAUGUGGCUACUCGCCGAGAUGCUCUGCUGAGUCGACGCAACGCCCUCCAUGAGCGUGCUCAGUCUCGCCGUGCUGCGCUGGAAGACUCCUUCCACCUGCAGCAGUUCUUCCGCGACUCUGACGAGCUCAAGAGCUGGAUCAACGAGAAGAUGAAGACCGCCACUGACGAGGCCUACAAGGACCCCUCCAACCUGCAGGGUAAAGUGCAGAAGCACCAGGCUUUCGAGGCCGAGCUCUCAGCCAACCAGAGCCGCAUCGACGCCCUGCAGAAGUCUGGCCAGGAACUGCUCGACGGCAACCACUACGCCUCGGGCGAGGUGUCCACCCGCAUGGACGAGGUCAGCUCCCAGUGGAAGAAGCUUCUGGAAGCCACCGAGCUCAAAGGCAUCAAGCUGCGUGAGGCUAACCAGCAGCAGCAGUUCAACCGCAACGUGGAGGACAUCGAGCUGUGGCUGUACGAGGUGGAGGGCCACCUGGCCUCCGACGACUACGGCAAAGACCUGACCAGCGUGCAGAACCUGCAGAAGAAGCAUGCUCUGCUGGAGGCUGACGUCGCUGCCCACCAGGACCGCAUUGACGGCAUCACCAUCCAGGCCCGUCAGUUCCAAGAGGCCGGCCACUUUGACGCCGACAACAUCUGCAAGAAACAGGAAGCCCUGGUGGCGCGCUACGAGGCCCUGAAGGAGCCCAUGGCCGCCCGCAAGCAGAAGCUCUCCGACUCGCUGCGCCUGCAGCAGCUCUUCAGGGACGUGGAGGACGAGGAGACCUGGAUCCGCGAGAAGGAGCCCAUCGCCGCCUCCACCAACAGAGGCAAAGACCUGAUUGGAGUGCAGAACCUGCUGAAGAAGCACCAGGCCCUUCAGGCUGAGAUUGCUGGACACGAGCCUCGCAUCAAGGCAGUCUCCCAGAAGGGCGAAGCCAUGGUGGAGGAAGGCCACUUUGCUGGUGAGGAGGUGAAGGCGAAGCUGGGUGAGCUGAACGGCCGCUGGGACACUCUGAAGGGCAAGGCUGGCCAGCGCCGCCAGGACCUGGAGGACUCCCUGCAGGCACAGCAGUACUUUGCCGACGCCAACGAGGCCGAGUCCUGGAUGAGGGAGAAGGAGCCCAUCGUGGGGAGCCCCGACUACGGCAAAGACGAGGACUCUGCUGAGGCUCUGCUGAAGAAGCACGAGGCUCUGAUGUCUGAUCUGAGUGCCUACGGCAGCAGCAUCCAGUCCCUCAAGGAGCAGGCAACGGCCUGCAGGCAACAAGUGGCGCCCACCGAUGAUGAGACCGGUAAGGAGCUGGUGCUGGCCCUCUAUGACUACCAGGAGAAGAGCCCACGCGAGGUCACCAUGAAGAAGGGAGACAUCCUCACCCUCCUCAACAGCACCAACAAGGACUGGUGGAAAGUGGAGGUGAAUGACCGUCAGGGCUUUGUGCCCGCGGCCUACGUGAAGAAGCUGGACCCCACCCAGUCGUCCUCUCGCGAGAACCUGCUCGACGAACAGGGCAGCAUCGGCCUGCGCCAGGAUCAGAUUGAGAACCAAACGCUGGUCACCAAGGAGGCGUGCAGUGUGUCUGUACGCAUGAAGCAGGUGGAGGACUUGUACGGCACCCUGCUGGAGCUGGGCGAGAAGAGGAAGGACAUGCUGGAGAAGAGCUGCAAGAAGUUCAUGCUGUUCCGCGAGGCCAACGAGCUGCAGCAGUGGAUCAACGAGAAGGAGGGCGCCCUCACCAACGAGGAGGUGGGCUCCGACCUGGAGCAGGUGGAGGUGCUGCAGAAGAAGUUUGACGACUUCCAGAAGGACUUGAAGGCCAAUGAGUCUCGUCUGAGGGACAUCAACAAGGUGGCGUCUGAGCUGGAGUCUGAGGGCCUGAUGGCCGAGGAGGCUCCUGUGGUGCAGGCCCAGCAACAAGAGAUGCUGGCCUCAGCACCUGGCCAGGAUGAAGCGGACUCUAAGAAUGCCUCCCCAUGGAAGUCUGUUCGCUUGGCUGUCCAAACGACGGCUAACUUUAAUACCAUUAAGGAGCUGAAUAACCGCUGGAGGGCUCUGCAGCAGCUGGCCGAGGAGAGGAGUAACAUGCUGGGCAGCGCUCACGAGGUGCAGAGGUUCCACAGGGAUGCUGAUGAGACUAAGGAGUGGAUUGAGGAGAAGAACCAGGCUCUGAACACCGAUAACUACGGCCACGACCUGGCCAGCGUACAGGCCCUGCAGCGCAAACAUGAGGGCUUCGAGAGAGACCUGGCCGCCCUGGGAGACAAGGUGAACUCUCUGGGCGAGACCGCUGAGCGUCUGAUCCAGUCCCACCCAGAGGCGGUGGACGACAUCAAGGAGAAGUGCACGGAGCUCAACACGGCCUGGAGCAGUCUGGUGGGCCGUGCUGACCAGCGCAAGGACAAGCUGGGCAACUCCCACGACCUGCAGCGCUUCCUCAGCGACUUCAAAGACCUGAUGUCCUGGAUCAACGGCAUCAGGGGGCUGGUGUCCUCAGACGAGCUGGCCAAGGACGUGACCGGAGCUGAGGCCCUGCUGGAGAGACACCAGGAGCACCGCACUGAGAUCGACGCCCGAGCGGGCACCUUCCAGGCCUUUGAGCAGUUUGGGCAGCAGCUGCUGGCCCGUGGCCACUACGCCAGCCCCGAGAUUCAGCAGAAGCUGGAGGCGCUGGACCGCGAGCGCGCCGACCUGGAGAAGGCCUGGGUGCAGCGCAGGAUGAUGCUGGACCAGUGCCUGGAGCUGCAGUUGUUCAACAGGGACUGUGAGCAGGCUGAGAACUGGAUGGCGGCUCGUGAGGCCUUCCUUGCCAGCGACGACAAGGGAGACUCCCUGGACAGCGUGGAGGCCCUCAUCAAGAAGCACGAGGACUUCGACAAGGCCAUCAAUGUCCAGGAGGAGAAGAUUGCUGCCCUGCAGUCUUUUGCCGACCAGCUGAUUGGAGCUGACCACUACGCCAAGCCUGAAAUCACCGACCGUCGUAACGAGGUGUUGGACAGAUGGCGCCGCCUGAAGGCCCAGAUGAUUGAGAAGCGCUCCAAGCUGGGCGAGUCCCAGACCCUGCAGCAGUUCAGCCGUGACGUGGACGAGAUCGAGGCCUGGAUCAGCGAGAAGCUGCAGACCGCUUCUGACGAGUCCUACAAGGACCCCACCAACAUCCAGCUGUCCAAGCUGCUGAGCAAGCACCAGAAGCACCAGGCCUUCGAGGCUGAGCUGCACGCCAACGCCGACCGUAUCCGCGGCGUGAUCGACACCGGCAACGCUCUCAUCCAGAGAGGCGCCUGUGCUGGUAGUGAGGAUGCCGUCAAGGCCCGUCUCAAUGCCCUGGACGAGCAGUGGCAGUUCCUGGUGAACAAGUCUGCUGAGAAGAGCCAGAAGCUGAAGGAGGCCAACAAGCAGCAGAACUUUAACACCGGCAUCAAGGACUUUGACUUCUGGCUGUCAGAGGUCGAGGCUCUUCUGGCCUCAGAGGAUUACGGCAAAGACCUGGCCUCUGUCAACAACCUGCUGAAGAAGCACCAGCUGCUGGAGGCUGACAUUUCUGCUCAUGAGGACCGUCUGAAGGAUCUGAAUGGCCAGGCCGACAGCCUGAUGGGCAGCAACGCCUUCGACACCACACAGGUCAAGGACAAGCGCGACGCCGUCAACGGCCGCUUUGGCAAGAUCAAGAGCAUGGCUGCAGGGCGCCGCGCCAAGCUCAACGAGUCGCACCGCCUGCACCAGUUCUUUAGGGACCUGGACGAUGAGGAGUCAUGGAUCAAAGAAAAGAAAUUGUUAGUAAGUUCGGAGGACUACGGACGUGAUUUGACAGGAGUGCAGAAUCUGAGGAAGAAACACAAGAGGCUGGAGGCUGAGCUUGGUGCCCACGAGCCUGCCAUUCAGUCUGUGCUGGACACUGGCAAGAAGCUGUCAGAUGACAACACUAUUGGCCAGGAGGAGAUCCAGCAGAGGCUGGCCCAGUUUGUGGAGCACUGGAAGGAGCUGAAGGACUUGGCUGCUGCCCGUGGGCAGAGACUGGAGGAGUCGCUGGAGUACCAGCAGUUUGUUGCGAAUGUGGAAGAAGAGGAAGCGUGGAUUAAUGAGAAGCUGAACCUGGUUGGAAGUGAAGACUAUGGUGAUACCCUGGCUGCUGUGCAGGGCUUGUUGAAGAAGCAUGAAGCGUUUGAGACUGACUUUACUGUGCAUAGAGAUAGAGUGAAUGACGUAUGUGCCAAUGGAGACGAACUCAUCAAGAAGAACAACCAUCAUGUGGAUAACAUCACGGCUAAGAUGAAGGCCCUGAAGGGGAAGGUGGCCGAGCUGGAGAGAGCUGCCGCCCAGAGGAAGGCCAAGCUGGACGAGAACUCCGCCUUCCUGCAGUUCAACUGGAAGGCCGACGUGGUGGAGUCCUGGAUCGGUGAGAAGGAGAACAGCCUGAAGACUGAUGAUUAUGGUCGUGACCUGUCCUCAGUGCAGACCCUGCUCACCAAGCAGGAGACCUUUGAUGCCGGCCUGCAGGCCUUCCAGCAGGAGGGCAUCGCCAACAUCACCGCCCUCAAAGACCAGCUGCUGGCUGCCCAACACGUACAGUCCCGUGCCAUCGAGGCCCGCCACGCCACGCUCAUGAAGCGCUGGAACCAGCUGCUGUCCAACUCGGAGUCCCGCAAGAAGAAGCUUCUGGAAGCGCAGGAGCACUUCAGAAAGGUUGAGGACCUGUUCUUGACCUUUGCCAAGAAGGCGUCGGCGUUCAACUCGUGGUUUGAGAACGCGGAGGAGGACCUGACGGACCCCGUGCGCUGCAACUCUCUGGAGGAGAUCCGGGCGCUGCGCGACGCCCACGACGCCUUCCGCGCCUCCCUCAGCUCGGCCGAGGCCGACUUCAACCAGCUGGCCGAGCUGGACCGACAGAUCAAGAGCUACCAGGUGGUGUCCAACCCCUACACCUGGUUCACCAUGGAGGCCUUGGACGAGACCUGGAGGAACCUGCAGAAGAUCAUCAAGGAGCGAGAGCUGGAGUUGCAGAAGGAGCAGAGGCGCCAGGAGGAGAACGAUAAGCUGCGGCAGGAGUUUGCCCAGCACGCCAACGCCUUCCACCAGUGGCUACAGGAGACCAGGACAUACCUUCUGGAUGGGUCCUGCAUGGUGGAAGAAUCCGGAACACUGGAGUCACAGCUGGAGGCCACAAAGCGUAAGCACCAGGAGAUCCGUGCCAUGCGCAGCCAGCUGAAGAAGAUCGAGGACCUGGGGGCGGCCAUGGAGGAGGCGCUCAUCCUGGACAACAAGUACACGGAACACAGCACGGUGGGGCUCGCGCAGCAGUGGGACCAACUGGACCAGCUGGGCAUGAGGAUGCAGCACAACCUGGAACAGCAGAUCCAGGCCAGAAACACAACCGGUGUAACAGAAGAAGCUCUGAAGGAGUUCAGUAUGAUGUUCAAGCACUUCGACAAGGAGAAGUCCGGCCGUCUGAACCACCAGGAGUUCAAGUCGUGCUUACGUUCCCUCGGUUACGACCUUCCCAUGGUGGAAGAAGGAGAACCGGAUCCCGAGUUUGAAUCCAUCUUGGACACCGUGGAUCCCAACAGGGAUGGCAACGUGUCCUUGCAGGAGUACAUGGCCUUCAUGAUCAGUCGCGAGACAGAGAACGUCAAGUCCAGCGAAGAGAUCGAAAGCGCCUUCCGUGCUCUCAGCGCGGAGAACAAACCUUUCGUCACCAAGGAAGAACUCUACCAGAACCUGACCAAGGAACAGGCAGAUUACUGCAUUUCCCACAUGAAGCCUUACCUGGACAGCAAGGGCCGAGAACUGCCGUCCGCCUUCGACUUCGUGGAAUUCACUCGCUCGCUUUUCGUCAAUUGAUCUCCCCGCCCCCCCUGCCUGCCAGUGACCAAUCGGGAUGUGUUUAUCGCACCACGCGCACCAAUCAAUACAAAGCUGAACUGCAUGAUUCCAACACUAGAGUUCUCUAUAGCACUCAGUAUCUGUAUCUAGCUUAUCUUAAACUAUUUAUCUCUCACACUCUUUGUGCUUCACUGACAACAAUAGUGUAGUGGAUCUGUCUGCAUUUUCCUUGUGGUUGUUUUUAGCUGUUAAAGUGCUUUGCUUGAUUUUAACAAACUAUAGAGAGAUGGUAUGCUGUAACAUCACCUGUGAGACUGCAGUGUGCAUUAAUAAACGCUACUGGUUAGAACUGGUAAA